Danio aesculapii is the source of this 969-nucleotide messenger RNA. RefSeq names its product olfactory receptor 10A6-like. NCBI's taxonomy places the organism in Eukaryota, Metazoa, Chordata, Actinopteri, Cypriniformes, Danionidae. The record is from RefSeq and is a predicted model, not a curated record. The coding region runs from base 7 to 969 and encodes 320 amino acids. Gene Ontology annotation, cellular component: membrane. The transcript has a single exon. Gene Ontology annotation, molecular function: G protein-coupled receptor activity; olfactory receptor activity. Gene Ontology annotation, biological process: G protein-coupled receptor signaling pathway.
CUCACCAUGUCAGUGGGAAACACCAGCUUUGUAAAGGAUUUUGUCAUAGUCGGCUUUCCUGGACUUCAGCCUCAUUAUUAUGGCCUUGUAUCGGCAUUUCUGUUCUUUGUUUAUGUGUUUACAUUAAUAGGAAAUGCUGUAUUUUUUACAUUGUUUGUGAUAACUAAGAGCCUUCACAAGCCUGUGUAUUACUUCAUUAUUAAUCUAGUCGUGAGUGACGUUUUAUUUAGCACCACAACAUUAACAAAAAUAAUUAGCAGGUAUUGGUUUCAAGAUGGAACCAUUUCAUUCUUGGGUUGUUUUGUUCAGAUGUUCUCUGUGCAUUUGUUUGGCAGUGCAUGUUCAGUUGUUUUGGCAGUAAUGGCUAUAGACCGCUACACAGCAAUAUGUUACCCUCUUCAGUAUCACAGCAUUAUGACAAACAGAAAUGUGCUCAUUCUGAUUCUGAGCCCUUGGAUUUUGAGUUUUUGGGGGCCUUUGGCACUGGUCAUUCGUGCUUACCCUCUCCCAUACUGUGCAGAUAACAGCAUUAUACACUGUUACUGUGAUCAUGUUUCCAUCACAACACUAGCAUGCACUGACAGAUCACUGUACAGUAUUCCAGCCCUCAUUUAUGCCUUUUUAAUACUUUUAGUACCCUUUGCUGUUAUUAUUUUCUCGUACUGCUCCAUCUUUAUAGCAGUUAUGAGAAUUUCAGGUAAUCAAGGAAGAAUGAAGGCUUUCUCCACAUGCAGCCCUCAGCUCAUCAUAAUUGCUCUCUAUUUUAUACCCAGGAUUUUUAAUUUUUUAUCUGGCAACAUUGGUUUAAAGUUCAGUACUGAUUUGCGAUUAAUCAUGAUUAUGAUGUAUAGUGUGCUGCCUCCAUUGAUUAACCCCCUUAUCUAUUGUUUGAGAACAGAAGAGGUAAAAAAGGUACUAAGACAACAAUUUCAAAAGAAACUGAUAGGUAAUACUUUACAGCUGCUGUGA